UGGAGCCAGAGCCACAGAGGGGAGAGCUGGAGGGCCCUGCAUACUUUGCAGUUCACAUUACUGGGAUGCUUUAAUGGAAGCCAGUCUUCCUUUGUGUGCAACCAAAAAAUAACGGGAAAGAGUCGCUUCAGAGUAACGAGUUAAUGCCCCGACUGCUCCACUAAAUUCCCGGCUAAUUAGAAGUUCUUAUUUCGGGGGCUGAAAGUUCCGAGCCGUCGGACAGUGCGACUGCCACAUACUGUGCAAUGGUCUGCCGGCUGCCAGCCUCAGCGCUCGUUUAAAGCAGGAGCUGCCCUCCAGCCUGUCCCAUGAGAAGGGACUAUGGGAAACGGUAUGUGCUCCAGAAAGCAGAAGAGGAUCCUCCAGGCUCUCGCCUUCCUAGCUGUAGUCGUUGGCUUGUUCUAUGGAGCGAUGCUGAACUAUGAUUUGCAAAAGCAGCUCAAGAAAGCGGAGACAGUAGCGCAGAAAUACCAGCAGCACCAGGAGUCCUUAUCAGCACAGCUGCAAGUGGUAUAUGAACACAGAUCACGCCUAGAAAAAUCAUUGCAAAAGGAAAGACUUGAGCAUAAGAAAGCAAAGGAAGAUUUUCUUGUCUACAAAUUAGAAGCACAGGAGACAUUAAAUAAAGGAAGGCAAGAUUCAAACAACCGGUACAAUGCCUUGAGUGUGCAGCAUCAAAUGUUAAAGAGUCAACAUGAUAAUCUAAAAAAACAGCAUAGUGAGCUCCUGACUGAGCAUCAAAAGCUAGGAGAAGACCUGACAAGGACAUUUAGUGACCAUAAAGAGAAAUAUAUUCAACUACAACAAGAAAAAGAGCAGGAACUCUCAAAGCUGAAAGAAAAUGUCUACAAUCUGCGUGAAGAAAAUAAACAACUAAGAAAAGCCCAUCAGGAUGUUCACAUCCAGCUACAAGAUGUCAAGCAACAGCAUAAGAACUUGCUCUCUCAGCAUGAACACGUUGUACUGAGCUUGGACAGCCACAAGAGUGCACUGGCAGCUGCGCAGAACCAGGUAGAUGAGUUUAUACGGUUAAAAGAAGCACUUAAUAAAGUGCCAAGUCUGCGUCAGACAGAACAAAACGCAUCCACAGUACAACAGCGGCUUAUUCCACCAACUGAAAGAGUCCGUGAGCAACCCACAGAACAAGAAUUACAGGUUAAUAAAGAAUCACAACAGACACAGAAUGAAGAUGAACAUGAACAGGCAGUCCAACAUAUAAGAGUGUCUAAUGAAGAGUCUGUAAAUGAGGUGAAAGAGAAAUCAGAUGAGGACACGGGUCAACAACAAGAGGCUGAACCACCCACUGAGCAUCCUGUGGAGGUAGAAGAGGAACACAAGAAGGAAUUAGAGGAGGAAGAGAUGGAGCAGGUUGGAAAGCCUGAACGUUUAGUGGAAGAUCAGGAUCAAAUGCAGGAAGAACAGGAGCACCACAGGCAUUCAGAAGAAGAACAAAGAUUGGAGGAAAAUGAGGAAGAGACCAACAUCAUGCAGGGAGACAACCAUGUAGAGAGUGAUCCAACCCCCAAGCCUCAAAAUCAUUUUAAAUCGGCCUAUGAGGAACAGCUGGAACAGCAGCAGUUAGCAGCCCACCGAGUUGAGAAAGCCAGACUCCUCCGAGAACACCAAGAGUCCCUCCACAGACAAAGAAUACAAGAACACUUUCUGCAACAGAAAAAAUUACACGAGAAAGACCUGGAAGUGCAGAGGCAGAAUCGCUAUAGAGAAGAACAAGUGGCUGACAGAAUGAGGAAACAAGCACAGUAUGAUAACAUGGACCACGAUAUUGUACAAGGUGAAGAGGAGCAGCACAUGCAAGAUGAUGGAGAAGCUUACGAAAAGGAUAAUCACCAAGAUGAAGCAGAAGACGCUAAUAAUGCAAAUGAGGAAAAUGGCAUGGAUCAGCGAGUUGAAAGCAGAGAGAAACAGGAGAAAACUGAUGCAGAAGAUGUCAACCCUGCGGACGAUCCCAAUAACCAAGGUGAAGAUGAAUUUGAGGAGGCGGAACAGGAGCGAGAAGAGAAUCUUCCAGAUGAAAAUGAACAGCACAGACAGCAACACCAGGGCCAGCCAGAGGGCCAAGAGCAUUUAGUACUGGCAGGCAACCCCGACCAGCAGGAGGAUAAUAUAGAUGAACAGUACCAAGAGGAACUAGAAGAAGAGGUUCAAGAAGAUCUUACAGAAGAAAGAAAAAGAGAACAACAUGGUGAAGAACCAUAUGGGGAACAUGUAGAAACUGCCUUGGAAAAGCAGAUUGGUGCGGAGAGGGAGGAAGAAGCUGACCAAGAGGAGCACAAAGAGAGGAAUGAAGACAACUAUGAAGAAGAAGAGGAGGAAGAGGAGGAUGGAGGGAAACAAAAGCAGAGAGCUGAAAUGUGACGACAUCCAAACCGGCACACACCACCUCAAAAUGCAAAUUCCAAGUUGGCCUUUUUUUAAAAAAAGUCUUGUUCAUUUUGUAUUUUUUAUAUCAGAUGAGGCAUUUAUAUAAAUUCUGUAUUUUAUAAUAUAUUGCUUAUUUUUUAUUAACAGUAGCCUUUUUUGCAAAAA
This is a messenger RNA of Spea bombifrons (plains spadefoot toad), 2547 nucleotides long. RefSeq names its product golgi integral membrane protein 4 (gene GOLIM4). The record is from RefSeq and is a predicted model, not a curated record. The coding region runs from base 322 to 2376 and encodes 684 amino acids. Gene Ontology annotation, cellular component: Golgi apparatus; Golgi membrane. The transcript is spliced from 16 exons. NCBI's taxonomy places the organism in Eukaryota, Metazoa, Chordata, Amphibia, Anura, Pelobatidae.